AUGUCUAGGCGUCCAAUUGAAGGCUCUGCCUCUGCGUGGGGCGGCGGAACUACUCCGUGGCGCGCGCGGAACGCCACGGUGUGGCAGUCGUUCGACCACCCCACCGAUGCCCUGCUCGUCGGGCAGUCGCUGCGCCAGGGCGCGCGCCUCGUACUCCACCAAGGCGCCGGCGCCCAGACUCAGUUCUCGAUCCUGGGGUGUCACCCGAGCAAGGAGGUGAUCUUCCUCGUCGCCGGCAAGGGCGGCCGAACCUCGCGCAGCGGCGACAAUUGGGCUCCACCACAGCUCGGUGCCCAAGCCACCGCGUCCAAGGAAGCAGCCGCCGCGAGACCCAAGGAGCCGCCCAGGAGCAUAGACUUCACCAAGCCGCCGGGAGCUCCAUGGCGUCGAGGCCGCGACAGGACCUCCAUGGCGUCAAGGCCGCGAUCGGACCUCCACGGCAGCCUGGACGACCUCCUGCACGGCGCUGCCGGCGCCGGCGCCGCGGGCAAGGCGGGGCUGGACUGGGACGCGCGGCACCGGAUCGCGGUGGGCGUGGCCUGCACCACGACUGCGUGCCGCCCGUGGCGCACCACGACCUCAAGCCCAGCAACAUCCUGCUCGACGCCAACAUGGAGGCGCGCGUGGCCGACUUCGGCGUCGCCAAGGCGCUCCACGGCGCCGCGCCCAUGUGAGGAGGUGCCGUUGCCGCCGCUGUGGGCGCGGGCGAGCUGCUGGUGA
Molecule: messenger RNA, 720 nt
Organism: Miscanthus lutarioriparius
Lineage: Eukaryota; Viridiplantae; Streptophyta; Magnoliopsida; Poales; Poaceae
Source: the annotation of a GenBank genome assembly